CUGGGGGGGCGGGCUCCAUUCCAUUAGACAAGGAUUCUGCAGAAUUUAUAUACCCUGCACCGCAGAAUUCAACAAGUGGGAUUAACAUCGAUAAAAGGUUUUCGCAUCAUUGUCGGCGUCGGGAGGUCGGGCUGCGGAGAUGGUCCUGCGGCUUCUGCUUUGACUUGGCCUGGCGCGGCCCGUAAAAUGGCGGCGGCACAUCAGUCCCGCCAAUGCUCGGGGAACUUGGUGUCCCUGGGCAUUCCUCCUCACCCCCAGCGUUAUCAGGCGCUGCUCGAUGAGUCGGAGCCGUUUCAACUCGUAUUGAAGACGUUGGAGGGGCUGCCAUUCAGAGCGAGUUUAUUGGAGGGAGUGGCAGAUGUCCAGUGUCAGCUACGAUUGAGCCUCUUUGAUAUAACGUACUCCCAUUUCUUUGGCAGAACUUGGAAGAGUUCUCCACAUCCCAUAAAGCAUACCCACGGUCAGCUAACCAAAGUGUCAUUCAAUCAGGCUGUUUAUUUCCACACACCCCUGAACUGUACCCACCUUGCGAUAAUUGUGGAGGUAGUGGCUAUUGCAAGGAAGCGUGAAGGAAAUGAACAGAUCCUCUCAUGUGGGUUUGGAAUUCUUCACUUACCAAACAGGCAGAAGCUUGCAUCAGAUGCAGAUAGAAGUCAAAAAGCUAAAAGAUUGAAUCUCUAUCAUGGCACUCCAAGAGCAUUGCUGCAUCCAGCAUCAGAGGAUCCCAUCGAGAGGAAUAGAUUUAUGACAUUGAUUGAGGGCAGCACCAUCAUUUACUCAUUAUUAAUUCAUCCUCCCCUGAUGGAAGUUCGUCACCUCAUCCCUGAAAACCUAUUGAUCUCAGGGUCAGAAACAAUUCCCGGUGUAGCUGCACCCUCUGGACAGACAAGUGAUGCUUUGAAGAAACCUCAUUUACUGAAGACUGUAACAUGUUUCUUGGAUAAGCUGUCGCUUCAGCUAUACCCAACGGUGGAAAAAUUUGAAGAGGAGCUGGUGGAAUUGCUUAAUGCUGACAGGCUGCUUAAGAGCGACCAAGUUGCUGAUGGAAGUACCGUUGUUAUUCAAGAACGAAGGCUACAUGUCGGUGUUCACAAUGGCUUAUGUUAUGUGCAGAAGCCACAGGUGGUGGUUUUGAUACCAGGGACAAUGCAAGGGAAAUCGGGGAACAUUUCCAAAAGUUUGCUGAAGAAAUCUCUGAUUCUCAGAAGCCGUAUCCAGCUGACAGAAAUAGUUAAACACCAAUCCUUUGGUAUAGUUUUCCACUUGGAGUAUGUGUUCUACACCUCCGCAGGACAAAAAGGAACGGUGUCUUCUACCACCUCCAUGGAUCAAACUGCAUAUAUGCAAACACUGAGGUGGGCUGUUUGGAAUCCAUUCAUGGGACCCAGCACCUCUGAUAUAACAGUAUCACUUCAGGGCGGACCUUCACCCAACCCAAGCAAUUUGCUGGUUUACAAAACUCCCUCCACAGAGAUGAGUUCAGAUGAGGUGAAACAGGUGGAGUCAGGUACCAUCACCUUUCACUUUUCAUGCCGAGGAGAUAGGCGUGUGAGCCUAAGUUCUGAACAACCAGCGAAUACGUCUGAGAAAAAAUCCCAAAUGUCUUCAUCAUCCAUGAGAAAAACCUCAGAACCUUCUGGGCCUCAACAAGGGACAGGGGAAGCUCUGCAAAGAGGGAGCAUCAUUUAUAUGGACUCAAAUGCAGGUCCAAAUUCCCAAAUGGUUGAACAGUUGCAUGAAUUGCCUUUUAUACCAAAUCAGCCACCAAUCAUGGCCAUGGGAACAGAGAUUGGAGGGACAACGACUGUGACUUCAAGGGCAGCUUUGGCACAGAUGCAUGCAUUUGGCUUCCCUGAGAUCCGAGAUGACAAUAACGAGCUGGCAGUAGUGAUUGACUCAGAUAACCUUCCAAACAUUAAUUUGCGGAUGGAGGAAUCAGACCAUCUUCAGAGCAACGAGAUAAUUCUGCAAUUCCUGGCUUUCAGCAGGGUACCUCCAGAAAGUAAUCAUCCAAGAGCAGUCUACUUCACCUUUCAGUUUUAUCGCUUUCCACCAGUAACAACCCAACAGCUGCAGCUCGUGAAGGUGAAAGGAAAGGGAUCUUCAAACUCCAUGCCUUUCAUCCUUGUACCACUACAUAAAAAUGGCAUUGAUAAUAUUGAUUCUCCAGGGUUGGAACUAAAAUUUAUGGUGGAGCCAAGUCUUAUGAAGGAUGGAGAACAGCUGUGGUUUAUGCAGUACCUGGCCAUGCAGACAUUGCAGAUUGAUGUAUGGGAUGGAGAAUCCUUGCUUCUGAUUGGCACUGCUUCUGUAGACCUAAAGCAUUUGCUACGUCACGGUCUCACUGCAGUCCAGGUGUCUCAUGAGCUGGAUGUCGUAAGUACAGACUAUGCCCCUGAUGUACCAAUGUCCCUGUCUGAUUUCACAAACCAUGGUGCUGUUAAGCCUAAUGGAGUGACAACAGUAACAAAAGGAAGACUACAUCUGCGCUUAGGAAAUGUUGGUCACCAGAGUGAGCUGAGGGCAAAGGGUUUUUUGCCUUUCCUUCAGUCAAAGGUCAUUUCUGCCCAUGACGGGAUCAGUGGGUUUUCUGGUGGGAGUUUGUCUACUGUGAAUGUGAGGAGACUAAAAGCUGACAGUGUACGCAGAGCACAGCGUUUGGUGGACCUAGAUAGUGAGCUGGCUUCAGUCCUUUUUUCCAGAGCAAGAGUUGAUAGUUUUGGGCAGAAGCAAUUGGACAGUGAGGCAGAGGUUAUUCGCAGACGGAAGCUGAGCCGGAUGAUGUCUGUUCGACAGCUUGAGUCUGGCACUCCUCUUCAGUCAAAGAGCCACAUUCUGGCAAAGCGUGAGGAACGGAUUCAGCAUGAGCGAGACCUACAGCUCAUAGAAGCAUAUCGUGAGCAAACUAAAGCAGAGACUAUCAGCAAGAUGUUAUCACAGGCCAUUAGUACACAGUUCACAUUGUACUCCACACUUGGGAAUGCAGAAUUUUUUGAAUUUACUCUGAAAAAUCCUUACAAUGUUCAACACACUGUAACAAUUGAAUGUGAACAUCCGGAACUCAGUGUCAUUGUGAACAGCAGAGAAUGGAAGUACUUCAAGAAUCUUAGCAAAGUAUUGACCCCUUUGGAAGAGGAUAUGUUCCACGUUGACGGAGGCAUGCAGUUCCCACAAAUCUACCUGCGGCCCAAGGAGACUGUCUAUAUCCCGUUUAAAUUUCAGACCUUUAGUGCUGACCAUUCUGUUCCCUCGCAGGGUCCAGCUAAUGGGAGUCUUGUAAGAAAGAACCUGAUUAAUCAGCAACAGUCCAACACACCCAAGAUAAUCGAAGUUUAUUUUAAAAUCGAAAAUCAGAAGCCAAUUGCCAUCCUACAUGUGAAUGUUGCAGCUCAGCCAUAUGUAAUUGAUCAGACAUUCCGCUUUUACCAUCCCGAGCUGACAUUUCUGAAGAAAUCUAUCCGCCUCCCUCCACUGCAUGUUCUGAAAGGUAUGACAGUGCAGACGUCACUUGCUGAGUUUCAAAUCCAUGUCCGCUGCAGCGAUUUAAACGUCAUUUGUGAAGCAAAGAAAAUGGCUCCCAAUGAGCCCCAAGAUCUUUUCUUGAAAGUGGCAUGUGGACCUUCUCCAGAGAUCAAGAAGUUCUUUCUCAUGAUUUACAUGGAUCCCUGGCUGGCUGUGCCAAUCCAGAUAUGGCAGUUCUACGUACAGUCACUCCAUCGGAUAGAUGUCAACUGUGUGGUCGGCCAGCGGACACAAUUGUCACUGGUGUUGCGAGGGACACAAUCUGCCCGAAAUGUGGCCGCCUACACCUCAAACACUGAAGAGCUUAAGAUUAAGCCAUCAGAUGUCUUCCUACUUCCACCACAUGUGGUCAAGGACCUGCACAUUAGCAUCCGGCCUCAGAAGGAAGGAGAUAGAUGCAUCUAUCUGAACGUGGUGGAUGUAGAUUUCCAUCAGCUGGUGGCUUCUUGGCUUAUAUUCUUAAAUUGUACACAACCCACCAUCUGUAAGGCUUUUGAGAUCUCUAUUCCUGUCGAGGAAGGGAAAGGUAGCAACAAGCGCAUCAGUUACACCAAUCCUUACCCAACCAAGCGAGUGUACUUCCUGCGAAACAAUCGCCCUGAUUUACUCCAAUUCAAAGAAGAUUCUUUCCAGGUUGAAGGUGGUGAAACCUACCACAUAGGCCUACGGUUUGCACCAAGCCAGAAUCCUGGGGAGGAGGAAAUCCUGAUUUUCAUUAAUGAUCAAGCUGAAAAAAAUGAAGAAACUUAUUGUGUGAAAAUAACAUACCAAUAAAAUCUACUUAAAUGCCUAAUGCACCGGAGUGUGAGAAGUCACACCAUUUUAAGAGAGCUACAACCCUCUUCCUCAGCCUCUCAAGAAUCGUCACUGCUGGAGCUCACGUGCACGUGCCAGACUGUCAAUGGAGUCUCUCGGACAAGAUGUGACUAUUGCACAAGAAAAACUUCCUGCUCCAUUUUAGACUCCUGUAUAAAUGCCUGCUGCAUGUCAGCCUGGUACUCUGCUUCAGACUGCAUAAAAUUAUUGCUAUAUCAUAGGGUUGUAUCACUCAACUCGCACUUCAGUUUCCAACUCCAACUCCAAAUUGUAACUCCUUCCCCUAAUAUGGUCCUAGUUGUGGAUAGUACACAAGCUUCAUUCAAGCCUCACUCAUAAAUAUAAAUGCUUGCUUCUGUUUCCAUAAUAUCAUGCACCAUUGGGAGAACACAUUCCCACUGCUGCUGAAAGCCGUACCUUUAUUUUCAUUAACUCAAACUUCUCCUGCUCCAGCAGACCCCUCACCAGUCUCCCAGACUCCAUCCUGGACAAUCUCCAAUUCAUCCUGUGUGCAGCUGCUCAUCUCUUUUGCAAUGUCCCUCUCACGCAGCAGUGGCCUCCUUCAACACCUAUUGGCUACCAGUUCAAAUCAAACCAAAACUAAAGCUCUUGAUAUCCAAUACAAAUCUCUCCAUGGUCUUAUAUCACUGACCUAUUCAAAUUCAUGGUCCUACGACCCAGGUGAUGUACUGUUAAAUUUCAUUUAUGUCCUUGUGUGAUAAUAUUUCCGGUUAGAAUUUAUUCAGUAUUAGAGUCUUCACCUUCUUUCUUCUGAAGCUCCCUACUUAUUUUGCUUCUCCUUUAUCUGUUUUUUAAAUCCUUUUCAGAACAUUCUGUUGGUUAACUAUUCUCUUUCUUCUACCUGAUCUGUGUCGUCCUUUGUGAAUCAACUGGGAGCAUUUGACUGCGUUAAAUAUGCUGGACGGAUACAACCUCUUCUUCCUUGCUGACCAAAUAAAAGCCAGGAAAUUCCACUGGCAGAAGGUACUUAAUCAACAACACUUUACCUUCUCUCCUUUAAGUGGAGGAAGGUCCUUGCAGAGAAUGUUCCCCCUUCUUGCCCCCACUCCUCAUGGAGUCCUCCUCGGGGUCCUCAACUCACCCCCUUCAACCCCUACACAAAGUGCUCCUAAUGGUCCCCACCUCCGGUCCUCUCACCUAAACUCUGGCCCUUAGUUCCCCACAACUCAUUGUGCUUCUCGUUAACCUCUUCCCCUCACCCAUAGAGUUCUCCUGCUUUUCCCAUGACCACUGCACAGCUGCUCCUACCAGUCCUCUAAGUCCCUACUGAGCAUUCUUGCUGGCAUAGACCUCACAUGUAAUACCCUGAGAACAUCUUUGUUUAUCUGUAUUCUGAUAACACAGAACUCGGCAGUGAGAAUGGCAACAAAGAUUUUCAUUUUAUCUCCUUCAAUCUCUUCAGCUGGAGUGACACCAAAGAAAUAAGAUCUAAAGAAAUCAGCUAUUUGAUAGCUGAAAGUUACCCGAUGUUAUCAGGGGAAGAUGAGAACUUACUUGUAACUGUAAAGUCUGUAACAAGGUCUUUAUGGAGGUGCUGCUGAAACAAUGACAGCUCAAAUGGCCUGGAACCGUGAAGUGUAUAGGAAAUGUGCGAUGCUUGUUAAAAAAAAAUCUACUGACACUUUCGUUCUGGUUUUAUAAUGUAGACUUACAGGUGGUAUCUGCACUGACAGUAAAAAAGGAAAGAAUCUGCAGGGCUCUGGGUAGUUUUCAUGGGGUGUGGGUCGAGCACAGCUAGCACAGAUGCAAUGGGCCAAAGGUCCUCCUUCCAUGCUGUAACCUGCCUGUGAUUCUGUUAGACAUGUCUGUGCUGAAACGUAAUGUCUGCACUGACAGCGUUCAUUUGACAGAUGUAUCAAAUCUGAGAAAUAGUGACCACAGGUGCACUUGUUCUUACUGACGGGUAGCAAGCAGUCUCUGUAUUAACAGGUAGAGUCCUCAUUAACAGUCAUGCACCACACUGACAGUCAGUAGCCUUAUUUGACAGGCAAUCUCCAAAUUAACAGGCAGUGCCCACACUGACAGGUAGUCUCUAUAUUAACAAGCAGUGCCCACACUUAAGGUAGACUCUAAAUUAAUAAACAGUGCCCACAGUGACAGGUGGGCUCUAUUUUAAUAAGCAAUGCCCACACUUCAGGUGGUCUCUAUGUUAAUAGGCAGUGCCCACACUGAUAGACACACUCUAACUGGUGGUGUCUCUAUUGGCACACUGUCAGGUACUGUUCAUAUUGAUAAAUGUCAUACACACUGAAAGCUGGUGUCCAUAUUGACGGGAUGUCUCCAAACUGACAGCACCAUCAGCAGUAACAGGCAUCAUCUGAACUGACGUGUAAUUAAUCAGAUGUUGACUCCAAAAUAUGUUUAUGAAAAAUAUAUUUUUAUGUGGAGAAAAAUAUUCAAGUUCUUAAUUUUUUAUUUUUAACAUUGUGCCUGUGUUGGUUUUCUGAAAGGUACAAUCAUUUCACUUCCAACAUGCAGCUGGCAUCAGGGUAAUACAGGAACUCCUGUGGCAGCUUGUAGCCUGUGAAACUGCACAGACAAUUUGCCCUUGUUUGUCAUGAAAAAUCUACAAAAUAUAUUUUUAAAGAGAGAAUAUGCAUGUUUACUACAAACAUCUGCGUUGUGUACAGAUUUUUACAAUGUUAUUUGUAUUAAUUUAUUCCUUUUAUAUUUCCAUGUUUUGUUAUUGAUUAGUAUUAUAGAAAAAUUGUUUUACAGUUUA
This is a messenger RNA of Pristis pectinata (smalltooth sawfish), 7081 nucleotides long. It is a transcript of the gene nphp4, whose product is annotated as nephronophthisis 4. NCBI's taxonomy places the organism in Eukaryota, Metazoa, Chordata, Chondrichthyes, Rhinopristiformes, Pristidae. Gene Ontology annotation, cellular component: cytoskeleton; ciliary basal body; ciliary transition zone. The transcript has 28 exons. The record is from RefSeq and is a predicted model, not a curated record. Gene Ontology annotation, biological process: negative regulation of canonical Wnt signaling pathway; protein localization to ciliary transition zone. Bases 187 to 4296 code for a protein of 1369 amino acids.